GUAGCAGCGAGCUCCAUCAUCUCAACGAGCAGCAGCAAGGCCAACAGCUCGUCCAUCUCACUCUCUUGCAGCGUCAACUCCCGACGACACAGGCAAGCAGCAGCAGCAGCCUUACACCACCCCGUCGCCGACCCCCAAAAACAGCCACAAUGUCGGGCUCCCUCACCCACGUCCUCUACGAGGGCGCCUCGGGCUAUUCGCUCUUCACCGUCAACCUCCAGGAGGAGAUUGCUGCGCGCUCGAAGCAGCUCCAGGAUGCCGUCAACGACUACAACCAGUUCAACCGCAUGGUCACCCUCGCCUCCUUCUUCCCCUUCACCUCGGCUGCCCAGGCCCUCGAGAACGCCAACGACAUCUCCGAGGGUGUCCUCAACCCCCACCUCAAGUCGCUCCUCAACCUCGUCAUUCAUUCCGAGGGAUCGAAGGGCAACAAGAAGCAGAGCCCUGUUCUGCUUGGUGUUGCUGAGCGUGGUCUUGGUGGUGCGAUCCAGGGCGAGCUCGCCAUCCCCUGUGACGCUGGAGAGCGUGCCCUCGAGCUGAUCCGUGGCAUCCGUCUCCACCAGGAGAAGUUCCUCGCCAAGGAGGGCCUCCAGAAGGGUGACGUUGCUACCGCCCAGCUUGGUCUUGGUCACUCGUACUCGCGUGGAAAGGUCAAGUUCAACGUCAACCGUUCGGACAACAUGAUCAUCCAGGCUAUUUCUCUGUCGGACCAGCUCGACAAGGACCUCAACACCUUUGCUAUGCGCUGCCGCGAGUGGUACGGAUGGCACUUCCCCGAGCUCUACAAGCUCGUCCCCGACGCUCACCAGUACGCCCGUCUCGCCGUUCUCAUCGGCGACCGCACCACCCUCACCGAGGACUCGCUCCCCGAGAUCCAGGAGAUCCUCGACGACGACGAGACCCGCGCUCGCAACGUCCUUGACGCUUCGCGCGCUUCCAUGGGCUCUGACAUCUCCGAGGUCGACCUCAUCAACAUCUCCACCUUCGCCGAGCGUGUCGUCAAGCUCGCCGAGUACCGCAAGGCCCUCCGCGCCUACCUCAUCGAGAAGAUGAGCAUUGUUGCCCCCAACCUCUCGGCCCUCAUCGGCGAGACCAUUGCCGCUCGUCUCAUCUCGCACGCCGGUUCGCUCACCAACCUCGCCAAGUACCCUGCCUCGACUGUGCAGAUUCUCGGUGCCGAGAAGGCCCUCUUCCGUGCCCUCAAGACCAAGGGCAACACCCCCAAGUACGGUCUCAUCUACCACUCGUCGUUCAUCGGCCGCGCCGGCUCCAAGCACAAGGGCCGCAUCUCGCGUUUCCUCGCCAACAAGUGCUCGAUCGCCUGCCGUAUCGACUGCUUCUCCGACGUCCCCACCAACAAGUUUGGUGAGGCUCUCCGUGCUCAGGUUGAGGAGCGCCUCAACUUCUUCGAGACUGGCGCUCCCGUGUCCAAGAACUCGGACGCCAUCCAGAAGGCCCUGACCGCCAUCGCUGCCGACCUCGGAGACGACGAGGACGAUGACGACGAGGGUGACGUUGACGACGUCGAGAUUUCCGAGGCUGUCAAGCAAAUUGAGAAGGACCAGGCCGAGGCUAAGAAGAACCGCGGACCAAUGGACCCUGCCCUCGCCAAGAUUGUCGCUUCCAAGGACGCUCCUGUCGCUUCUCCCAAGAAGGAGAAGAAGGACAAGAAGGACAAGUCUGAUAAGAAGGACAAGAAGGAGAAGCGCAAGCGGGACGAGGAGCCCAAGGAGGAGGCCGACGACGAGGAGAGGAGAAAGAAGGAGAAGAAGGAGAAGAAGAAGGACAAGGAGGGAAAGAAGGAGAAGAAGUCGAAGCGCAAGUCUGAAGCUUGA
Messenger RNA from Vanrija pseudolonga, 1835 nucleotides. RefSeq names its product Nucleolar protein 56 (gene nop56). Gene Ontology annotation, molecular function: snoRNA binding. Lineage: Eukaryota; Fungi; Basidiomycota; Tremellomycetes; Trichosporonales; Trichosporonaceae. The transcript is spliced from 2 exons. Bases 150 to 1835 code for a protein of 561 amino acids. The record is from RefSeq and is a predicted model, not a curated record. Gene Ontology annotation, cellular component: small-subunit processome; box C/D methylation guide snoRNP complex.